AUGAAGAUCAUGCAUCACAAUGCCAAGAUGCUUGAAGAUGAUCAGAAGAAAAAUGAAGUGUCCUGGCGUGCAGGAGGUACUCCUGCUGAAACUUGGAUGGCUGCCACAACCUCAUUCAUUCAUGGCAUUGAUUAUCCUUUCGUUGAUGUCAUCAUCUUUGCUGGUUUGCCUUACAACUUCUAUCACUUCAUUCAAGGUGCAGCACGUGGUGGAAGAGGUGGACGUCCUUGUAUGGUCAUCGUGCUAUACAUUCCAUCAACAUUCAAGCCUCUUGAACUUGGAACAAAGGAUACUCAGCUUCAGCAAGCCAUGCAAGAUUGGGCUUUAAACACAUCUACAUGUCGACGCUCACUCAUUUCUCAGAUCAUGGAUGGUGAUAUCAGCACUUGCUCUACCCUUCACAAGUAUGAGCACUGUGAUGUUUGUGCACCUUCCACUACAGUCACCAACAUUAUCCAUGACUGCUUUCAGCAAUCAUGUGCAGCUACCCCACUUCUCGCAUCAUCAAGUUCUGGUGAUGAUGAUGAUGACAUUGACUAUUUUGCGACUUUUUCUCCACUGGAUGAUAUUAUUCUCAAUGAAGAGCUUUGGAAUGAUGCCUCAGGUGCACACAAUGCAAGUCCUCCCACUUGUACAAACAUUUCCUCAAGCAAGGCUUCUAUCACUGCUUUGCCACAGCAGCCAUUAUCUGCAGCUCAAUCUGUGGGUAGUGACCUUGCAGUGCGAGCAGCAAAAGUAUUGUGGCAACUUAACAAUCGAUGCAAGCAAGAGUUGGUGGGCAAGUUGUCAACAGCAAUGAUUGUGCUACGAGACAAGUGUCCUAUUUGCUGGGCUUGGAAGGGCUGUCUCACUAACAAACACAAAUGCUUUGUUGACUGUCGCAAAGUGCUCAAGAUUUCAGCCUUUAUUUCUUGGGCCAUGGGUUGGAUCGACUGGAAGACCACAUACCUCAAGCUCAGUGGUGGAUACAAGUAUUGCUAUGCUUGCUAUCUACCCAUGGGUGUGAACUCACCUAAAUGCCACAUCGGUGACUUUUUCGACAAGAACACAAAGCGAUGUCCCUUCAGUGAUAUUAUUGUGCUUACCUUAUGGGUUUGGCACAAUGAUAAAGCACUGUGGAAGGUGUUGUGCACUGAAUUCAAGUUAUCAGUAUCCAUGAAUCAAGCAGACUAUGGUCAAUGGCUGAUGCAGGUUGAGACAGAGAGAGAGUUUAUACGGGCAAUCAAGGUGUUUUUGUGGAUUUAUGACUUGCGUUCAUUGCAGAAUGUGUCAGUGUAG
Molecule: messenger RNA, 1278 nt
Organism: Laetiporus sulphureus 93-53
Lineage: Eukaryota; Fungi; Basidiomycota; Agaricomycetes; Polyporales; Laetiporaceae
Exons: 2
Coding region: 1-1278 (425 amino acids)
Source: RefSeq, a predicted model, not a curated record